GAGAUGUAUCUGCACGUGCAUUUCCAGUAAAAAUUGAUAAAGAAGAAACCAUUGUCGAGAUACCUGAUGAUAAUGAUGAAAAGUUGGCAAUCUUAAAGAAACUAUUUUUGCCAUAUAUAAUUCAUUUUUUUACCAUCAAAGAGAUUAUAAAGGUUGUAAUUAUUUCGAGUAUGUACCCUUCAUAUAUUAGACAAGAUAAUUUUGAUAGUGAACAAACAAGAUUUGCUGGAAAAAAUAUUCUGUAUCUUUACAGAGAUCGAGUUCACGAUAAUGAACAGGUAAUACUGAUAGCUAUAUACGAAAGUUUCGGAGACAUCAUUGAUUUUCACUAA
This is a messenger RNA of Funneliformis caledonium, 332 nucleotides long. The record is from the annotation of a GenBank genome assembly. Lineage: Eukaryota; Fungi; Glomeromycota; Glomeromycetes; Glomerales; Glomeraceae.